This is a messenger RNA of Nematostella vectensis (starlet sea anemone), 1069 nucleotides long. RefSeq names its product testican-2. NCBI's taxonomy places the organism in Eukaryota, Metazoa, Cnidaria, Anthozoa, Actiniaria, Edwardsiidae. Gene Ontology annotation, molecular function: protein binding; calcium ion binding. The record is from RefSeq and is a predicted model, not a curated record.
AGGGAAGUAAGAUGGUUCAGCAUAACAGACCGGUGUUGAAAGCUCAGCGCGAGGAACCCGAGGAGGAAGAAGAGGUCGAAAAACCCGCGGAACCGGUCGUUUCGCAGAAGGUGAAGAAGUGGAACCAAUGGCAAAAAUACAAGCAUGAUUUCCAUAAACAGAAGAUGCAAGUAAUUCAGCAGCACGGAAUGGAUAUCAUUGACGACCACAACUGCACUCGUUUUGAGAAUGCAACGUUGGGCGCACGACUGCUGGACUGGUUCCAUGUACUGCGGGCGGAGUAUAUCAAGACUGAAUCCAGAAAAGCUGGUCACCCUGUGGACCAACCUAUCUUCCCUAAAAUGGAUAUCCGUGAAGCUCAUGUGCCUUUCCCAUGCGGCCACUCUCAUCAGGAAUGUCGUGAGCCAAUCAACUUCAUGUUCCACUUCUUGGACAAGGACGGCGAUCACGUGCUGGGACCAGAGGAGCUCGCCGAGGUUAAGGAGAUCCCAAAUGAGAACUGCAUCACUCAAUUCUUCGAAAAAUGCGACGCUACAAAGGAUGGACAAUUCUCUCUUUUGGAAUUCUGCGAAUGCUUCCCAAUUGAGCCCCCAUGUUUGGCCAGACUGAAGGGUGUGCCGACCCUUCUUCAGCGUGGCCGUCCGGUACCCCUGCCCGGACACUUCAUCCCGCACUGUGACUCGGACGGGUUCUACAACCCCACGCAAUGCCACACAAAGCUUGACGAGGAGUACUGCUGGUGCGUGGACCGCAAUGGCGGCAAAAUCGAGGGGUCGUACCAGAAGGGAAUGACCAAGUGCCCUGACAACACCGUUAACGAGCGGGAGGCCGAAGAGCUGUGAAGCAACAGUAAUAUAUGAUAUAAACUUUUUAUAUUUAGAAUUCUAUUUUUAAAUUUUAUUGAGCUACAUUUUCUAGAGAGUAUUUAGCCAUCAUCUUUACAACAAGAUCAUAUAAGAAUUGUUAAAGGUUGCUGUUACUUUCUUUCUUUCUCUUGCUGUUAUUAAGUAAGUUCGUUAACGUUGUUUGUAAAUGGGUUUACAAUAAAAUUACUUGGAGCCCUUUGAAA